AACACCUGUCAUUUGCAAAAUUAUCAGUAAUGUAAUAGUAAAAGGCAAAAUGCGCGUGUGGAGCGACCAUGCCGUCGGAGUGAGAUGGUUGUUGGCUAUAAGAAGGACGAAACACUCACCCCAAAUCAGAAGCUUAUUGCUGGCGUAGUAUCUGGAGUCACCACCAGGUUCAUAACCCAACCCCUGGACGUCGUGAAGGUGCGCACGCAGCUGCAGGCCCAAGACAAGGGGUUGACAUGGCUCGGGCUCUCCUGGCGGAUCCUGAAGGAGGAGGGCCUGGCCACCUUCUGGCACGGACACAGUCUCGGACAGUUACACUCCAUCGUGUCUGUGGCAUCACAGUUCCACGCUUAUGAAAUAAGUACCAAGUUCGUGGAGAACUAUGCAAGCCAGUACACCAGUCCCCAGUUCAAGAAGGUGCUGCUGUUCAUGUGUGGCAUAUUCGCCGGGUGCGCAAGCGCAACACUUGUGUCGCCUAUUGAAGUGAUCCGCGUUCGGCAGAUGGUCGGCAAGGCUCAAUAUGGUGGAGUUAUCCAGGGCGCGCGCGAAGUGUACCGCGGAGGCGGUAUACUGGCCUUCUACGAGGGUCUGACCGCUUCCCUCAUGCAGAUGGGCCCACAAGUGGGCAUAACGUUCGCGGUGUUCCGGUACGUGCAGCCUCUCGUCAUGGACUACGUCGCCUAUUUGGAGGACGCUGGGCAGACGGAGGCUGAGAAAAAGGCGGCAGAGACAAAGCAGCUUCUCAUCUCAUCAAGUGUCGCCGGUUCGACUGCUGGCUUCGUGUCUAAAACGGCGACGUACCCGUUCGACCUGGCCAAGAGAAGACUUCAGAUAGCAAGCCACAAGCCAGACCCCAACGUGAAGACACCGACGAUGACACAAAAGCUGGUCAAAUGCCGCUCCCUGAUGAGCUGUCUAGUGGACAUGGUCCGCAAGGAGGGCGUCUCCGGCCUAUACGCCGGUUGGGACGUGUCCAACUACAGGGCGCAGGUGCAAAGCGUGGCCGCGUUCACGACUUACGAGGUGGUGUGCUACGCGCAGCGCGAGUACUACAAUCGCGCUGUCUAGUGUUGGUGAUCUCGUCUUUGGAGGAC
Molecule: messenger RNA, 1094 nt
Organism: Cydia amplana
Lineage: Eukaryota; Metazoa; Arthropoda; Insecta; Lepidoptera; Tortricidae
Product: mitochondrial thiamine pyrophosphate carrier-like
Exons: 9
Coding region: 85-1068 (327 amino acids)
Biological process (GO): thiamine pyrophosphate transmembrane transport
Cellular component (GO): mitochondrial inner membrane
Molecular function (GO): thiamine transmembrane transporter activity
Source: RefSeq, a predicted model, not a curated record